This is a messenger RNA of Sorghum bicolor (sorghum), 1307 nucleotides long. Its product is annotated as auxin-responsive protein SAUR32. The transcript has a single exon. Gene Ontology annotation, biological process: response to auxin. The record is from RefSeq and is a predicted model, not a curated record. NCBI's taxonomy places the organism in Eukaryota, Viridiplantae, Streptophyta, Magnoliopsida, Poales, Poaceae. The coding region runs from base 402 to 839 and encodes 145 amino acids.
GUAGGCCGUAGGUGCAGACACGCACGGCCGCACGGGCGGUGCCGCCGCUCCUGCUGCUGCCGCCUCAUAUACACGGCCACCUCGCCCCUCCUCCUCUCCCUCCCACCUCCCCCACACGAGUACGCGACGCCUCCGACCAGCACGACGCCAGCCGCGCCCCGGCUCGUCGUCCCCCAACAUCCUAACCAACCACCGCGCCCUUGCCGGUCGCCAUGCAACACCCAGCGUCGUCCUCCCCGGCCGCCGUCGGUCGCUGUGACGUGGUGUAGCCCGUCGUCUCCUCUCUCUCCCGGGCUGUGCCACGAACGACAGCCGGUACAUCGGCGGGCGCACGUCGUCGAGAGCAGUCGACGACCGAGCGCGCAGCAGGGGUCGAUCGGUCGUCGGUCCGAUUCCGAUCCAUGGGGGUUCACAGGCUGAAGAAGCAGCACUCGGCGCCGUCGCUGGGCGGCGGCGGGUCCGGGUCCGGGUCGUCGUCGGCGUCGUCGAUGCCGCCCAAGGGGUGCAUGGCGGUGCGCGUGGUGGGGCCCGCUGGCGGCGGCCGGAAGGAGGAGCAGCAGGAGGAGGAGGAGGAGGAGCGGUUUGUGGUGCCCGUGGGGUACCUGAAGCACCCCCUGUUCGUGGCGCUGCUCAAGGCGGCGGAGGAGGAGUACGGCUUCGAGCAGAAGGGCGCCAUCACCAUCCCCUGCGGCGUCGACCACUUCCGCCGCGUCCAGGGCAUCAUCCACCACCAGCGGAACCACCACGGCUCCGGUUCCUCCGGCGGCGGCGGAGGAGGACACCAUGGCCACCACCACAGCAACCACCACUUCCACAUCGCCGGCUGCUUCCGCGCCUGAUCGGUCGGCCGGUCGAUCGGUCCACUCCGAUCCACCACAUAUGGAUGGAAAGGGAGACCGAUCGUUCGAUUGGAUCGCGAUCCCAUGCUCAUCUCUAGCUGACGGCCGGGACGACGGAUCGAAGAACAAUAAUAAUAUUUACUACUAUUAAUUAUCUAGGGUUUUCUUCUUGGUUAGGAUUUAGAUGCAGGCCCGCUGGGGAUGAAUCGAUGAUCGAAGGAUCAUGCGCGGUUGCCUCCUGCCUGCAAUCGAGUAUUAGCGUAAUCAUCAGUCAGUGUUGGAUCUAUCUGCAGGAUUGGUCGACGUUUGGACAUACGGAUCGAUCGAUCGAUGAUAUGAUAUGUUUUUGGAGUUUUUAAUAUCUUUCUCUCUAUACUAUAAUCUUAGGUUUCUGAUUAUGAUGAUGAUGAUGAUGAAAACAAAGAAGAGGAGGAAAAUUAAAGGGGGUGAUGAUGCAUGCGUGUUUCA